This is a messenger RNA of Oxyura jamaicensis (ruddy duck), 3326 nucleotides long. RefSeq names its product ankyrin repeat and SOCS box containing 1 (gene ASB1). Gene Ontology annotation, molecular function: protein binding. The transcript is spliced from 7 exons. Gene Ontology annotation, biological process: protein ubiquitination; intracellular signal transduction. Gene Ontology annotation, cellular component: ubiquitin ligase complex. Bases 930 to 2090 code for a protein of 386 amino acids. NCBI's taxonomy places the organism in Eukaryota, Metazoa, Chordata, Aves, Anseriformes, Anatidae. The record is from RefSeq and is a predicted model, not a curated record.
CAUCACCCGAGUCCAGCAACAUGUGGGAGACCCACUCACCCCACUGUGCAAAGUGCCUCAGCACCUGCUUCUGCCUGGAGAAGGGUCCUCAGGGCUGCCGAGAUGUCACAGCCCGGGGUGUGAGUAGCCUUUUCCUUGCGUGGAUCUGUGCUUUUGGAGAAGCUUUGUGAAGCACCAGGGAGGGGAGGCAGCCCGCUUGAUCAGCAUGUACAGCCCAGCCGAAAUAUUCUGGAGAGGCUAUGCUGUCUUCCUUCCCACUUCUCACAGCAGCAGGACCGUGUAACAUGAUACUCCUGACCUGAGCGAGGGAUGCUGUUAAAAGCAUAGAUAGCUUAGAGAUGCUUUUUGGGUCGUGGCAUCGCAUGGUGUUACCGUCAGCUCCCGCAGCAUCCAUCCAGACGGAGGGCAUUGAGUCACCAUUCCAGGGUGCCAUACGCGGGGCCGAACCUGCUGGAGGGAAUUACUGGUGCAGCGGCAAAGACACAUCCCUGCCUGCCCCUCUUGUCCUCAUGUAGGCCAUCUCUCGUUUGUUACACCUUUUAUUUCCUCUUCCAUUUGUUCAUUACAUCUUUCAUCCUUUCUUAGUAGGGAUGCGAGCCAAAAGCCAAAAUUGCACCUUUGUACCAGCAUAAAGGUACCUGUAAAAUGCUUUGGGUUGCCACUAAUUUGCUUUGUCUCUGUUCUGAUCUUUUGUGUCCUCCAGGCAAGGACGGCUGUAUUUUCUCUCUCUGAAGCAGAACAGGGUGACAUUUCUAAUGCAUCUCCAGUCCAGGACCCUGUUGUGAGGGGACAGAGGUACAAUGCCCUGGAGGUCCUGGUGCCUGUUCCUGGAUGCUGUGGUGGAAUCAGAUGUCUCCAAAAGCACUGCCUCUGAAGGACGAGGGAGGUGUAGGAAAGCUAUGAAAUGGGAAAGAUUUACAUAGGGAUGCAUGUGCUUGGUGAAAGGAAUCAGAGCUGUGGGUCCAACAGGUGAGGGAAAAGCACCAGAGUCUGGCCAUCAGGCACCUGGCAGAGCAGGGCCUCCCAUCCCACAUCACCUCUGCUUAUUGCUUUCAUCAAUGCUUCCUGUUGCUGGAUAUUUCUCACUGGUGACAGCACAUCCCCUCCCUGUUCCAUGCAGCGCAGGUCGUAAUCUCAAGGAGUGGCUGCGGGAGCAGUUCUGCGACCACCCCAUCGAGCACUGUGAGGACACGCGGCUGCACGACGCAGCCUACGUCGGGGACUUGCCCACGCUCAAGAGCUUGCUGCAAGAGGAGAGCUUCCAAAGCCGGAUCAACGAGAAGUCGGUGUGGUGCUGCGGCUGGCUGCCCUGCACGCCGCUGCGCAUCGCUGCCACCGCUGGCCACGGCCCUUGCGUUGACUUCCUCCUGCGCAAAGGGGCCGAGAUUGACCUGGUGGAUGUCAAGGGGCAGACUGCCCUCUACGUGGCUGUGGUCAACGGGCACCUCGAGUGUGCCAAGAUCCUCCUGGAAGCUGGGGCUGACCCCAAUGGCAGCCGGCACCACCGCAGCACCCCUGUUUACCAUGCGGCACGUGUGGGCCGGGCAGACAUCCUCCGGGAGCUGAUCAGGUACGGCGCAGACGUGGAUGUGAACCACCACCUGGCUUCUCGCGUCUCCAGCCUCUCCUUGCGGCCCCUCACCACGCUGGUGGUGUGCCCGCUGUAUAUCAGCGCUGCCUACCACAACCUGCAGUGCUUCAGGCUGCUCCUCCAGGCCGGGGCCAACCCCGAUUUUAAUUGCUGCGGCCCCAUCAACCUCCAGGGCUUCUCGCGGGGCUCCCCCGUGUGCGUGAUGGACGCUGUCCUGCGGCACGGCUGUGACGCGGCGUUCAUCCACCUCCUGAUUGACUUUGGAGCCAACCUGAACCUGGUCAAAGUGGAGGCCUUGGAAUUUGACUCCACGGGAAGGGUCAAAGUGAACCCUGAGGCUCUGCAGGUCUUCAAAGAAGCACGGGGGUGUGCCCGGAGCCUGUUGUCUCUCUGCCGCAUAGCUGUACGGAGAAUACUUGGCAAAUCUCGUCUGGAUCUGAUCCAUAUCCUUCCAGUCCCAGACCCCAUUAAACAAUUUUUACUUCACGAACACAGUUAAAGGGCAACUGGCUGCUUUCUGGGACAGUUUGGUUUGCGAAACGAGUGAGCUGAUAAAGCCAGGUGCCAAUCCUAGCCCUACCCCCACAGAGAAAUACUGGUUUGCUCAUGGAGUGCACACAGUUGCCUGCCCCUGUGAUUUUCCCCUCCAAGUUUGGGGUGCGGUGAUUUUGUGUGUCUGUACUCAAGCUACCAGUUAUUAAACUGAUGAUCUGCUGUUUGUGGCUGGUUGGGCAGUGAGGCCAGUAAGUGUGUGUGGCUGGUACAUGAGCAAACCCAGUAUAUCCUGUACCUGUUAGCAUAUGUCUGUUUGUUAUGACUCUACCUCUGUUACUGCUCUGUGUUACACACACCCUGGGUCUCAGAGGCACUUCUGCGUGGCGAAUGUGUCUGUACUUGAGCCUCUCAUCUUCCUGUAGCGUGCGAGGGAGUCUCCUUGCCUCGGUGCCAGUGCUGGUUUACAACAGCACCGUUCUCUUUUCUGCUGUCAGUACCUGGCCUCUCUCUUACCUAUGGAGUUUGUGGUUGCUGCUGUAAAAGUGGGUGUAUUUUCUUCUUUCCUCCUCUGGUGUGAAAUGCAUCAAGUUUCCUGUCCAGUGACUGCGCGUUACUUGGAGAAUUGUAUCCGUGUCUCUGCGUGCUGCAAGGUAGCUGCUGACUUGGCUUUCCUCCUGUAGAGGCCCCAUCGCACAGAUGGGAGAGUAGCAGAACAUGUAAUCCCAUCCCCUCCGAGCCGUUUGGACAGACCACCAGAUCUGCUGUGGCAUCUUGGCUCUGCCUCCAGCACCAUGAUGGACGAGGCAAGGGCUGGCCAGGCCUCCUCCUGACGGCCUAGGACUGGGCCAAGUCUCAGGACUGCUGCUGUAGCAUAAAAGAGAAGAUGUGGAGAGAAGAGGAAACGUUAUUUUCACCCAUGGAAACUGAGAGCUGCACGGCCCAUUUUGGGGCGAUGGGAUCCCUGUGGUUCAGUCACCGCUGUGGUGCUGCAGGGACGAGGACUGGGAUACUCAGGUGAAACCAGAAUGUGAACCUGAAAGAUUUCUGGGGUGCUUUUUGGAAAUGUAAUGGCCAAACUCAUCUUCUGGUCACUGUAAGUGGGUUGAAUAUCUGGGAGUGACCAGGAGCAACAGUGGAGGGGUUGCUAAAUUAAACUGUUGUGCUGCUAGUGGUUGGUGCAAUGCCUGUGAAUGUAUCUGUGUGAUUAUGAAGAAAAAGACACCCAAAAUUCUAUCUAGAC